This is a messenger RNA of Periophthalmus magnuspinnatus, 2773 nucleotides long. RefSeq names its product complement factor B. Bases 60 to 2351 code for a protein of 763 amino acids. Lineage: Eukaryota; Metazoa; Chordata; Actinopteri; Gobiiformes; Gobiidae. Gene Ontology annotation, cellular component: extracellular region. The record is from RefSeq and is a predicted model, not a curated record. Gene Ontology annotation, molecular function: serine-type endopeptidase activity. Gene Ontology annotation, biological process: proteolysis; complement activation. The transcript has 19 exons.
GUAACCACUCGUCAAAUAAACUAGAUGUGGUUGGAUACUUUGGAACAGCUCUUUAAAUAAUGUUGGUCAAGUUAACUCUGUGGAUUUUAUAUGCAUCAGUCCAUAAAGUCUACAGUGAUUUGCAACCUCGAAACUGCUCUACCUCUGGCGGUAUUAAUGGCGGACAUGUCACAUAUUCAAAGGGUGGGCAGGAGGGAAGUACUCUGACCUAUCACUGCAGACCAGGUCAGUACCCUUUCCCUGUGAGCUCCAGAACCUGCAGCUCCAACGGAUUAUGGACCACGAUGAGACUCUUCAAUGGCCGGCCAGUCACACGGGCUACAUGUAAAGAUGUGAUGUGUCCAGCUCAGCUGCAGUUGGACAAUGGUGACUUCUGGCCCAGAAACCAGUGGUUCAGAGUGGGGGAGGUCCAGAGUUUCUCAUGUGGGGGGGGGUUCAUGCUGCACGGUACGACCCACAGAAACUGCACCAUCACUGGGGAGUGGACCGGGACCACUCCUGUCUGCCGCGACUAUGAAAUGCCUGAUGACUGCGAUGACCCCGGGACACCUCCAGGAGCCCAGAGUCAGUGGUUCUCAGGGCAGUUCCUGAUUGGAGACAGAGUGAGCUACAGGUGUCAGAGUGGACUGCAGCUGCUGGGAUCUGCUCACAGAGAGUGUCUGGAGCACAGGGAGUGGAGCGGCACUGCCCCGAGAUGCCAAAGCCCAUACAUGUUUGACUCACCCACUGCAGCAGCAGCAGCACUGGCUGGAUCUCUAGCAGGAGUCAUGGAUGUACUGUCUCCAGAAUUCAUUAAAGAUAAAACAGCAAAUUUUCAGCGAUCGAUUGGGAUCUCUGCAGGGAGUCGCCUUAAUGUGUUCAUCGUUCUGGACACCUCCGGGAGCAUCACGGCAACAGACUUUAACUCAUCCAGAAAGGCCACCAUCGAUCUCAUCAGAAAGCUGGCAACAUAUGAAGUCCAGAUUAGGUACCAUGUAUUGUCUUUUGCCACUGAAGUCAUUGACAUCGUGGACAUCCUCAACAUCUACACCCGUGACAAUGAAAACCGGGUCAUUUCCACUCUGGAGGACUUUGACCCAAAAUGUCAUGGUCCAAAAACUGGCACGAACCUUUUUGCUGCAUUGUCUAAAGUCAAUGAGAAAAUAGCUUUUUUAAAGAUAAGUGAAAAGAAACACUUCAAUGAGACACAAAAUGUAAUCAUAAUACAAACUGACGGUUAUUCUAAUAUUGGAAAUAAGUCAUCUCUUGCAUUGAAAAUGAUACGGAGCACUCUUGGUUAUAACUACACAGCCAUUGACCACACCCAUGAGAGGCUGUUAGAUGUUUAUGUGUUUGGAGUCGGCUCCAAAGUAAAGAAAGAGGAACUGAACUCUUUGGCCUCAAAGAAACGUGGCGAGGAGCACCUUUUCAUUUUAGAAAACUACAGCAACCUUGGAAAAGUGUUCAACCAAAUCAUCAGUGACAAAACAGUGACAAUUUGUGGACUAGCCCAAGAGGAUGUGCCAGAUGACAGUAGCUUUUACACUCAUCCCUGGCAUGUUACCUUUGCAGGGAAUUGGACAGAACAAAAGUGCUCUGGAUCCAUUAUAAGCCAAAACUGGGUGCUGACAGCUGCUCAUUGUUUUGGCAGGAAAGGUUCAGACCAGGUCCCUCACAAAAUUGAAAUAAAAUAUGGUAAUAAACUCUAUGGUGAAAGCAGUGUGAUGUCCAAACAAGUGAUAAUGCAUCCCAAAUACAAUGUGGAAGGCCUUAAGCAGAGGAAUGUAAAGGAGUUUUAUGACUAUGAUGUUGCUUUAGUGGAGGUGGAUACGCCCAUACCUUUGUCAUGGAAAGCCAGGCCUAUUUGCUUACCCUGCACUGUUCCGGCGAAUCGAGCCAUGAAGAAAGUGAACUCUACAUGUGAGCAGCACAGGAAUGAACUGAUUUUGCUCAAUCGGACAUCUGUUUCAUUCAUUCAAAAAACUUCACAAGGCCUCAAGCGAAAAGAAACUCAUAUUCACAUCGGAAAUCAGAGGAGAGCUUGUGUGGAGAAAGCCAGGAAUACAAUCAGUGAUGCAGAGGUAACAUUGGAGGAGUAUGUACCGGAACGGUUCUUCUGUUCUGGGGGAACUAUAAACAAAAAGGACUCCAUCACCCGCAAAGGAGACUCUGGGGGAUCUCUGUUUCUUGAAAAGAGAAAGCGCUUUUUUCAGGUUGGGGUGGUGAGCUGGGGCACUCACGGCUCCGACGAUGUUUCCAGUAAGUUUCCUCCAUCGGAUGCUCGGGACUUCCACAUCAAUGUUUUCAAAAUGAUGUCGUGGCUCAAGAAAUAUUUGGGCAAUGACAUUCAAUUCCUCUCUGAUGUUAACUAGAUACAGUGCUUGCAGCAGUUGAAAAUGAAAUAACAUGCUAAAUAAAAAUAUAAAUACAGUAAUGUUAAAGUUUCCAGUGGAUUUGACAUUUUUGAAUGUGAUAUUUCAAUAAAUCAAGCACACUGUGGUUAUGUUUUGUAAUCUCUUUUAUUACACUGUGAUUCUCAAAUCAUGUUAAACAACAGAAUGGAUAAGUGGAUAUUUAAUGCUAAUCAAAUUAGGCCACAGACUGACAGCACCCGAAUAAAAUAUGAGAAAAUCAUUAACCUCAUUGAACAACACAAUUAUGUCUCAGCAUUUAUUUCAAUUACUCUGCAAAGUGUUACUCCCAUUUAAACACUUAGGCUGUUGGUCUGUUAAAGUCAUGAAUUCACUCUAAAGCAUUCAUUUUAGUUAUAUGGAGCCAAGGGGCCAGUCCAGGC